Messenger RNA from Rhododendron vialii, 751 nucleotides. RefSeq names its product protein RGF1 INDUCIBLE TRANSCRIPTION FACTOR 1-like. Gene Ontology annotation, molecular function: zinc ion binding. The coding region runs from base 4 to 708 and encodes 234 amino acids. NCBI's taxonomy places the organism in Eukaryota, Viridiplantae, Streptophyta, Magnoliopsida, Ericales, Ericaceae. The transcript has 5 exons. The record is from RefSeq and is a predicted model, not a curated record.
CUAAUGGUAGAAAGCUCAGACUUUCAUUUUGAAGAAAAAACUAUGAGAGAAGCUAUUGGCAUCAAACGACUUCAAGCACCAAAACAUGAUCAAGAAGAUUUCGCACAAUUAGUGCCUCCAUGGCUGACAACUAUGUACAGGACCGUGUACUAUGCGGCCUGCAUCACGCACCCGGAUACUAAGAAGAACGACUUGGAUCGCUUUUGCAUCGAUUGCAUUCGAGCUUUCUGUUACCAUUGCCUUCCUGCUCAUGCUCGUCACACAUACGUUAAGAUUAGGAGAUACGUGUAUUGCGAAGUAAUCAAUAAGCAAGACCUAUGCAAGCUCUUCGAUUGUUCGGGCAUACAGGCAUAUCAUACAAAUAAAACAAAAGUUCUGUUCUUGAAGCAGAGGUCCCAGCAACAAAUAUUGCAACUACAACAAAGUCAACCAAAUAAUUCAAGGGACCAUAGUUGCAUCAUUUGUCAGAGAAGUUUGCAAGAUGUUUCCCUCUAUUGUAGUAUUGCAUGCAAGGUUACUGCUAUCUAUAGAGGCGAAAACAAAGAGGAAAGCAUUCAUGACCGUCAUAAUCUCAUUAUUGUUGAGAAAAGUGAAGGCUUGAAGACCCAAAAGGGCUACGACAAAGAAGGCCUACUACCGCAAUCAUCAUCAUCACCCAAAAGGCAGAAAGUUAGGAAAGGAGUCGCUCUAAGGGCUCCUUUGUUUUGAACCACUACAGUGUGAAGAGAUUUGUACUAGCUCCCUCCGUAUU